AGGUUUCAAACACACGGUUGCUUGGAAUUUGCCUCGUGCACAUUUCGUUUCAUGUAUUCAACGAAGGAUGACUUAUGACUUGUGAGGAGCAAAAUUGCAGACUUGGUGAAGAUGGAUAACGAGAAGAAUAGUUCGGAGUCUUUGAAAGAGCCGCCGUCUCCUGGGAGACCUCCUAUCGAACUCCAGCAGUGUAUAGAAGAGCUUCUGAGGUACACGAUUGCUUCAUCCGUCGCCGGCAAUCUGGAAGCAGACAUUGGCCUCUCCGAUGACUUCUGCGCCAAUCUAUUGAACGAAGACUCUUCCAAUUCCACAGCUCCUCUGUACCAAACUCUAGCUGCCUCAAUAUAUCGGUUGAUAUCAUCUGAAAGUAUAUCAAGGUCAGAUAGUGAUGCUAUGGUGAUGAACAAAACGUGUUCUUUGAAACAGGAGGAAGAAGAGUUCGAUUUUAAGUUGGUGAGAGAAAAAGGAUGUGAGUUGCUCAAUAUGCUGGAAACCACGGACUUUGAACUUCAUGUUCAGGAGCCCUUUUUCUCACAUCUUAAAAGUGGAGAGAAAACCAUUGAAGGAAGGUGUGCUACCGAUCACUACAAAAAAAUUGAAGUUGGAGCGUCAAUCCUUUUCAACAAAUGUUUACUUCUUCAGGUUCAGGAUCUUCAUUAUUAUGCUUCAUUUCGCGAGAUGCUUGAAGCAGAGCCUCUCUACAAAGUACUUCCAGGAGUUGAAACCAUAGAAGAAGGAAUUCAAGUUUAUAGAAAUUUCUACUCAGAGGAGAAGGAAAUGUCAAAUGGUGUUCUUGCUAUAUGCAUCAAGAAACCAAUGUGGCAGCCUUAUCUUGCAAUGGCCUCAAUAAUAUCAGUAAUUAUACCAUAUAUUCAACUGCUGUUAAAAACAUAGUAAUAAACUGCCUUUCUGGCAAGCACAGGUGAACUUCACAUGGCGUUCAUGAUAACUUUUAAUUUCACAGAUUCACUUGUUGGAUGCAUUCAGUGAUGUGUGUGUAUUUGUAAAGAGAAACGUUAUAUAUAAAACCAAUUUGUACAACACACUGUAAAACAAGUUUCUUUGUUCAACAGACAGGAUUUAUGUCAACAAGGUCAAGAGAUACUCUUGUCAUUGUGAUUUUAUGUUGCGAGACAGUGAGAGCAAAAAAAAUUGUUGGUAAUGGGUUUUGGUAUUUUCUUCUUCUUUCUAGACAUAAAAUCAAACUCAUUUUUUCUCUAUGGACAAAAGUCCUGUACCAUGGAAUUGUAAAUGCUUUAGAAUGUUUUUUCUUUAGCUCAAGUAUACUGUAUAUAUUAGCUCAUGGCAAUAUGGUCUUACCACAACUUUGAAAUUUCAUUCAGGAUUUAAGCCUCGGAGGCCUUCAGAGCCUACUAGAUGUUGCACAUAGGUCGGAACAAUGCUGAUGAAUUUAGCCCUGACGUCAUUCUAAAACGGCUAAUCAUAUCAUAUUUGUUGCAGUGUUGCCUCAUAAACAUCCUUUCUGUGUUUGCUUGUUGGAUAGACUAGGCUAAUUCCUAUGUAUUUUAUGUAUAAAAACUACAAUAUGGGCAAAGCCUCCUAACGUAUCGUCUGGUCGGGUUUGGGGGCCCUCAGGGAUGGAGUGUCAUCCUUUUUUUACAAUAUGGGCAAAGCCUACUGUACUGGACUGAGUUUUCAGUAAUACUCCGUACAUUGUUUGUAGCAAUUUUUAUUUAUAUUUCAGAAAUAAAUUAGAAGAGGACAA
Messenger RNA from Cuscuta europaea, 1726 nucleotides. Lineage: Eukaryota; Viridiplantae; Streptophyta; Magnoliopsida; Solanales; Convolvulaceae. The record is from the annotation of a GenBank genome assembly.